AUGGCCACGUUUGUCAUGCAGGCCCUCGGGUGUGAGGUAUCGGCCAUCAACACGGUUCAAUUCAGCAAUCAUACUGGAUACAAGCAGUUCAAAGGACGCAAGACUCCUGCUGAAGAGGUGGCCGAACUUUACGAGGGUCUUAAACAAUCACGCCUCAACGAUUUCGAUGUGUUGCUAUCCGGCUACUGUCCCAGUGCGGGUGUCGUCGAACAGGUUGGCAAGAUAGCACGCGAGACCAGAUUUGCAUGCACAACUAAGCCUGGUGCCUUCUUUUGGGUGCUCGACCCCGUCAUGGGCGACGAGGGCAAGAUCUACGUCAGCGAAGAAGUAGUGCCGGCAUACAAGAACCUGUUGAAAGAUGCAGAUCUCAUCCUGCCCAACCAAUUCGAAGCCGAGCUUCUCUCAGGUGUUACCAUUACAGACUUCAAGUCUCUCGCCGAGGCUGUCCGUGAACUGCACCGCUCGCACCGUGUACCGCACAUCAUCAUCACAUCUGUCCGUCUGCCCCACGACAAUGAGCAAGGAGAAGAGCCCGAGCUCUCAAUCGUAGGAUCUACUGCUGACUCAGACUUCAAUCCUCGCUUGUUCCGUCUGAAAGUGCCCGCUUUUCCCGUCUUCUUCUCUGGAACGGGCGAUAUGUUUGCGGCAUUGAUGGUAGCAAGGUUGCGCGAAGCAUGCCUUGCCGCCGAUCUUCUAACAACUGCACAUUGGCAACCGCCAGACGAGGUCACAGCGACCGAGCUUCCUCUGGCAAAGGCUGCCGAAAAGGUGCUUGCAAGCAUGCACUUGGUGCUCAAGAAGACGAUGGACUCGCGUCAGCAAGAACUUGAAAAGAUGGAGGGUACUGAACAACUCAAUUCUGGCAUUGGUGAAGAGGCAGACAAGGACAACGAAAGCGACAAGUACCUGCGCCUGACAAAAGCGGCCGAGGUCAGGGUGGUCAGAAACUGGAAGGACUUGGUAUAUCCUCCAGACAUCGAGGCUUUCAAGGCACAUGCUGUCAACGUCGAGCUUGAUUGA
Molecule: messenger RNA, 1020 nt
Organism: Aureobasidium namibiae CBS 147.97
Lineage: Eukaryota; Fungi; Ascomycota; Dothideomycetes; Dothideales; Saccotheciaceae
Product: Ribokinase-like protein
Exons: 4
Coding region: 1-1020 (339 amino acids)
Biological process (GO): pyridoxal 5'-phosphate salvage
Cellular component (GO): cytosol
Molecular function (GO): pyridoxal kinase activity
Source: RefSeq, a predicted model, not a curated record